AUGGACGACUCCAUCGAGUGCGGAGGAGGCGCUGUAUCGUCCACAAACUUUCUAUGGACCCUGGUACGAUGCUUUAUCAUUCUAGCACUCGGGUACCUGGCAGCACGCUUCCACCUAAUCCAAGGUCGAGAAGUGAAAGGCCUGGACUUGUUCACCUCGCACUUUUGCCUGUCCGCCCUGAUCUUCUUCAACCUGUGCCACAUCGACUUGCGCAAUGUAGCGUGGGAAGCCAUCGGAGGGAUCCUGCUGGGAAAGUGUCUUCUGUUUGCCCUGGUCAUGGCUGGCAUGAUGGUCGUUGGCCAACCUGGCAACCUUGCCAAUGUCGGUCUCUACUGUAUAUUUGUGACACAAGUCAACGAUUUCGGACUUGCUUAUCCACUCUUGGACUCUCUGUACCGAAGGAAACACCCCAGUUACGCUUCGUACAUGUACCUGGUGGCGCCACUAUCACUCGUCGCGUUAAAUCCCAUCGGAUUCCUGCUCAUGGAAGUGGAAAAAGUUCGACGCGACUCUAAACGCAGUCUCAUGGAUGGAAAGAAAAUGAAAGUAUCGCGGGUUGUCUUGAAAGCGUGCUGGACCGUGACGGUGAAUGUGUUCACUCAUCCACAUGUGUGGGUAUCUGUGCUGGCACUUCUGUUUAACGCCUUCUUCAAGGACCGGCUUCCCCUUCUGGUCGGCGAUGUUCUCAAGGUUAUGGGCAGAGCAUUCACGGCUCCGAUCCUAUUCUUGUUGGGUCACUACUUGGCGAAAAUCGUCAGAGGGAAGGACUUCAAAGCACAGUUUGUCAGUGCGGCUGCACUGGCAACGUUGAAAACGAUCGUGUUACCAAUAUUCUUGAAAGCUUCCGUGCAAGUCUUGCGAGGCACCGGAAACACAGAGGAAGAUCUAUCCAGCUUUGCCUUUCUCUACGGCACGGUGCCCACGGCUCCCAUCGUAAUCCUGUAUGCCUCUCAAAGAGGGCUGCAGACGCAAACGUUGUCUACAGCUAUAGCAUUGUGCACGGCGUUAUCGGUGCCUCUAAUGCUGGUGUCCGCAAGAAUGAUCAGCCUCACUUUACCGGGAUUCCUGAAGUCGCCGCUCCAGCUCAAGCCUACCCUCACCGUAAUCAGUGCGUUCAACGUGGCAGCGUGUAUUGCCGUCAUGGUGCUGUUCGUGUUAGCGGGAAGACUGCGCAAGUACAUUUCGGGUAUCUGCUUCUGUCUUCUUGUCAGCCAGCUACUUGGUUCCAUAGGUAUCAUCUUGUGGUCAACGACCGACGCGUCAUAUUCGCUACGUCGACUGCUCGCAUCCUCCUUGAUCAUGAUUGGUCAGUUUGCCACGAGGAUUUGGACAGCCUUCUUGGCAUUAGGGAUAUACCUGAUAAGAUACCACGACGAGAGGAAGCUCAUCAAAUAUACUCCCAUCAUCUUCUUCAUCGGAUUUGGUGUACCGGUCCUGCUAUCGAGUUCCUUGACCAUCACAGGCCGCUUGCUGCAUGUCCCAGCGGACGAAAGUGCUUAUAUUCCUCUUUUCUUCAACGGAGACUACGAGGCUAUCGCUGCGAUCCUGAUCCUAACCUUAUGCGCAGCGGUUGUCGCGUUUGUGAUGUUCGAAAAGCUCCGCGACUGGGCGAGAAUGUCCUGCCGAAAAAAGGUUCCCUGUCCUCCCGUGACCACUCCGCCCGUUAAGAUGACAGAGAUACUUACUACGAAGAAGCACGAAGCGAACCGUGAUCCAAAUCACACGGCUACGAACGGAGCCUCAAGUGACACGCAAGCCACACCACCUCGACGGAGAGUUUCAUCCGGGAAAGUACGCUUUCAGCUGCCACCUACUGAGCCCAUGUGCUGGCCACGCCAGGAAUCAGCGUCGAGCAACUCCCAGCACGGGAAGACUUCCCUCUUUCUGGCCAUGUUGUUCGUGUCUGUGAUCACGGGCUUAGUCCUAUGUUACUGGAGAGUGUUCGCAAGACCCCGUCCUCGUCCGCUUCGUGGAAUGAUUGUGGCCAUGGAGUUCCUGGACGCUGUGCUCAGUUUCUCACAGGGGGUAGUUGCUUUUUGCAUCUACGCCACCAAUAUCGAGUUGCUGAAAGAGGCCAAACGAAAGUUCUGCAGGAUUGUGGGAUUGAAGGUCACGGAUAAAGGAGAGGCGAGCACCAAUGGAACAGCUCUGCUGAGCGAGGCUGACGCAACCACUUGCGAACAGUUCGCGAAGUACCAUCAUAGAAACUUCGAAAGGCUUCUGGAAGAGACAGAAAUAAUGCCAACGUCGCCGAAAGGAGUCCCAUUCCAUGGUCACAAGCUCGUCGACUGGCUGCUCGACUGUGGCCUCUGUAAGACGCGCGCGGACGGCGUCCUCUACGGCCGGCGUCUGCUUGCAGGGAGAAUAAUAGGCCACGAAGAGGACCAACUGCAUUUUUACGACGGUCCUUACACCUACUUCCUGGCCCCAGCCACCAGCUGAAUACACAACGAUCUUUUUUCCGGCUGUUCUGCGUUCGAAAUAAAGCCUGUUUGUGA
Messenger RNA from Ornithodoros turicata, 2498 nucleotides. Its product is annotated as lysosomal cholesterol signaling protein-like. The coding region runs from base 1 to 2442 and encodes 813 amino acids. The record is from RefSeq and is a predicted model, not a curated record. Gene Ontology annotation, biological process: transmembrane transport; negative regulation of BMP signaling pathway; intracellular signal transduction. NCBI's taxonomy places the organism in Eukaryota, Metazoa, Arthropoda, Arachnida, Ixodida, Argasidae. Gene Ontology annotation, cellular component: membrane. The transcript is spliced from 16 exons.